GGGCGAGCCCGUCCAAUCAUGUGACUCCAGAAUGGCGUAUAAAUAUGGGCGAGGAGAAGGCGGUGAGCCGCCAUUUCGUGGACACCGGGUGGAGUGGGUUUCUGUUGCAGCCGGGCCCGCCGCGGAGGGAGCAUCUGUGUCGGAGCGUGUGGAGUUGAACCUCCGCCUUUUUAAGAUUUCGAAAUGCAUCGUGAUUCCUGUCCAUUGGACUGUAAGGUUUAUGUAGGUAAUCUUGGAAACAAUGGCAACAAGACUGAAUUGGAACGGGCCUUUGGCUACUAUGGACCACUCCGAAGUGUGUGGGUUGCAAGAAACCCUCCUGGCUUUGCUUUUGUUGAAUUCGAAGACCCCCGGGAUGCAGCUGAUGCUGUCCGCGAGCUAGAUGGAAGAACACUGUGUGGCUGUCGUGUGAGAGUGGAGCUGUCGAAUGGCGAAAAAAGAAGUCGAAAUCGUGGUCCGCCUCCCUCUUGGGGUCGUCGCCCUCGAGACGAUUAUCGUCGGAGAAGUCCUCCACCUCGACGCAGAUCUCCAAGAAGGAGAAGCUUCUCUCGCAGCCGCAGCAGGUCCCUUUCUAGAGACAGGAGAAGAGAAAGAUCACUGUCUCGGGAGAGAAAUCACAAGCCGUCCCGCUCCUUCUCUAGGUCUCGGAGCCGAUCUAGGUCAAAUGAAAGAAAAUAGAAGACCAGUUUGCAAGAGAAGUAGUGUACAGGAAAUAACUUCCAUUUGCCAGGAGUAUGUACAGAAAAUUCAAGUUUUGUUUGAGACUUCAUAAGCUUGGUGCAUUUUUUAAGAUGUUUAGGUGUUCAAAUUUGUCUGUUGGAACAGUGGCACACAAAAAUUCUCUAUGGUUUGAAAUGGAUCAUAUGAGGCAUGUGAUACCAAGAAUUGUUACUUUACAAUGUUCCCUUAAGCAAGAUUGAAUUUAGUUUUGAACUUUAGUCUUACAUAGACUGACCUAAAUCUUGCCCAGCUAAAUAACACUGUCAGAAUUGACCUAAGAUGUACUUUCUUAUAGCUGGUUUAUUAGUAUGCAGCUUUAGAUAAACAAGCAGUUUGUAAAAGCUGCUGUGAUGUAAGCCAGCAGGUAAAGAUAAAAGCUGUAUGUUAAAAUAGAUUAGAGGUUUUGAAAAACCCAGAUAGUCUUAUCCUGGGCAGAUGUUGUCUAGUUGGUUUAGAAUUUGGUAAGUUUCAAGAUCGUUUACCUUCAUUUAGGUCAUAAAUCUAUUCUGUAAUUGCGAUCUUGUAUACAUUGCUGUUGUAUAACAGUCUAUUGGAAAACUUUUGAGAUUUCAAAAAAUACCAGCGUUCUGCCAGUUUAAGGGUACAUUGUAGAGCUGAACUUUGAGUUACUGUGCAAGAUUAUUUUUUCAUGCUGUCAUUUGUAAUAUGUUUUUGUGAGAAUCCUUGGGAUUAAAGUUUUGGUUACAAAUUGUUUUUUAACUUGAAAGCCUUUUUCCUUGCAAACUCAAAUCUCUGAGCUGGUACAAAGUCCAGGUAUAACAUUCCUAUUGGAAGCCAUACUUAUAUUUUCUUGUAAAGUGCUUUUGAAUUAAUAAAAUAUUAGUGUAAUUGUGUAAUAGUUAAACCCACAGUUAACCAUUAUUCUUAUCCCAUGGAAGGCAGUUGGUUAUGAAAUUCUUGCAAGAAACACAAAUGAGGCAUUAUAGAAUAGUCUGGAGACAAAGGAGAUUUUACUAAAUUUUUUUAAGGAGUUGAAGUAAGUACAGUUUGUGUGGUAAAUUAGUGACCAACAUUUUAUAGCAGCAACCUGGUACAUUGUUAAACUCCCACUACCCCCUACCAAAAAUUUUUUUAUAAAAUGGCUUUAUUGAUAGCAUGAAAUCAUAACACAAGGUAUUAAAAAAGAUUGCUUCCAUUUUAUAAUUUGAGGUAUUGCAUGAUAAUUUUAGACUGGUUCAUCACAUUGUAACAUUCACAAUAUGAUUCAAAUGUAACAGUGCAGACAUGAAUAUGGAGGCAUGCAUCACUUUCCUCUUAGAAAUUGGGAUGCGCUGUAAUUUCAAGAUUUCUGUGCAAUUAGAUUAAAUCAUAAUGCAAAGUCAUGUGGCUUAGUUUCCUUAAAUGUGCUCCUUUAAGAUAGUUUUGGAUGAUGCUGUACUGAGUUGUCUUCAGUACACAGAAUGAGUCUCACUGCAUUGAGAGCUCAAUUUCUACAAUGUUAUAAGGUAGAGAUCCUAAAUAUACACUUUCCAAGUUGGUCUUGUUAACCUUCCAAAUAGCAAGGGAGAAGAGAAUUGAUGUCAGAAAGGUUGAUGGGAAGAGUGUUAGUACUUCCGUGUCUUGAAGGAAGAAACUAGGCUUGGAAUUUGGUUGACUGGGCACUUGCUCUGAAUCUUGUCUGGUUGUAUCCAGUUGGCCUAUAUUGUUAACAAGCCAAGCUAGUUAAGAAGUAAUGGAAGUAUGUACACUUAAUAAAUGGGCUUGAGAUUCUCAAAUUGGAAGGUAUAAAGGACAGUGAUCAUGGGUAGAAGGUGGCUGAUAAGUAGUAAGUAACUGAAGUAAAGUUGGCCUCAUUAGGGAGUUAACCCUGAAUUUGGUCAUUAAGGUAUAAUUACAGAAGCCCUAACAAUUUUAUGGCUUAAGGUAAAUGUGGACCAUGGAAAUUGCACAUUUAGAUUGGCUGAAGUUUUAAAGCUACUAUAAAAUGUAGAAAUCCCAGGUCAGGCUAACCAACUUGUGAGAUGAGGAUAAUACCCAAAGUGGAAUCACUUGUAUGUAAUGAUUACAGGUGUCCAUUGGAGAUCACUUAGUGAUAAGUAAACAUUAAAGAGCUUUUUGAGAAUA
Molecule: messenger RNA, 2805 nt
Organism: Ochotona curzoniae (black-lipped pika)
Lineage: Eukaryota; Metazoa; Chordata; Mammalia; Lagomorpha; Ochotonidae
Gene: SRSF3
Product: serine and arginine rich splicing factor 3
Exons: 6
Coding region: 184-678 (164 amino acids)
Biological process (GO): mRNA splicing, via spliceosome
Cellular component (GO): nuclear speck
Molecular function (GO): RNA binding
Source: RefSeq, a predicted model, not a curated record